Molecule: messenger RNA, 1983 nt
Organism: Myxocyprinus asiaticus (Chinese sucker)
Lineage: Eukaryota; Metazoa; Chordata; Actinopteri; Cypriniformes; Catostomidae
Gene: aprt
Product: adenine phosphoribosyltransferase
Exons: 5
Coding region: 43-576 (177 amino acids)
Biological process (GO): AMP salvage; adenine salvage
Cellular component (GO): cytoplasm
Molecular function (GO): AMP binding; adenine phosphoribosyltransferase activity; adenine binding
Source: RefSeq, a predicted model, not a curated record
GAGCGCUUCCGUCUCAGUCCAAAUGUACGAAGCGCGUGCAUCAUGGAAGAGAAAUUGGAGCUCAUCUCUAAAUGCAUCAGAACUUUCCAGGAUUUUCCCACGAAAGGGAUUAUCUUCAAGGACAUUUGUCCAAUCCUGAAGGAUCCGAAGGCGCUGGCUGCUGUGAUAGAUCUGUUUGAAGAGCACGUCAGGCAGAAUUACCCUCAAGUGGAUCUUAUAGUCGGAGUUGAUGCGCGAGGAUUCCUGUUUGGGCCACUUUUGGCACAGAGAUUAGGAAUAGGCUUUGCUCCGAUCAGGAAAAAGGGGACUCUGCCUGGGCCUACAAUAUCAGUAGCGUACACUCUUGAGUAUGCAAAGGCUGAGGCAGAGAUGCAGGAAGGUGCUGUAUCUCCGGGACAGAAGGUCCUGAUCAUUGAUGACUUACUGGCUACUGGGGGAACCCUGUAUGCGGCAUGUGAGUUGGUCAAACAGCAGCAGGUGAAGGUGUUGGGCUGUUUGGUGGUGAUUGAACUGAAGAAUCUCAAUGGAUCAGACAAGCUGAAGCCAACUUCUGUGUUCUCUCUAGUACAGUACUGAAAAUCUGCUUACAAAUGUCGUGGUCUCUUUUUUUUUUUUGUGGGAACCCAUAUUAUUCAAAUCAGUGUUAUGCCCAUUUUUUUUAUCCUGUUAGAUAAACAGUACAUGGCUAAAAGUACAGUAUUUGAAUACUUCCUUCUAAUAAAUAGGUUUGACUAUUCCAGUGAAAACAAAUCUUAAAGGAAUUGUUCACCCAAAUAUGAUAACUCUCUCAUUUACUCACACUUAUGCUCUCAAACACCUAUGACUUUCUUCUGCUGAACACAAAUGGAGAUAUUAGUUUAUAUACAGUUGUGCUCAAAAGUUUGCAUACCCUGGCAGAAAUUGUGAAAUUUUGGCACUGAUUUUGAAAAUAUGACUGAUCAUGCAAAAAAAUCUUUUAUUUAAGGAUAGUGAUCAUAUGAAGCCAUUUAUUAUCACAUAGUUGUUUGGCUCCUUUUUAAAUCAUAAUGAUAACAGAAAUCACCCAAAUGGCCCUGAUCAAAAGUUUACAUACCCUUGAAUGUUUGAACUCCGAUUUAAAAAGCCACAGGUGUGGGAAAUGAACCUUUAAUUGCCAUUUAAACCUGUGUGUGUCACCUUGUGUGUCUGUAACAAGGCCAAACAUUCAAGGGUAUGUAAACUUUUGAGCACAACUGUACAUACAAUGCAAUGGGGGUUCAAGACUUUCAAAAUUUAAAAAGACAAUGGCAGCAUAAAAGUAAUCCAUAUGAUUCCAGUGGUUUAAUCAAUGUCCUCUGAAAUAAGACAAUCGGUUUUGGGUGAGAAAUGGACCAAAAUGUAACAAUUCCUCAUGCUUUGCACAUGCACAGAGCAUCGAGUGUGAGGAAGUGUUACUUUUUGGUCCGUUUCUCACCCAAAACCAAUUGCUUUGCCUCAGAAGACAUGGAUUAAACCCCUGGAAUUGUAUGGAUUUACUUUUAUGCUGCCUUAAUGUACUUUUUGCACCCCAUCAAUGGACCCCAUUGACCUGCAUUAAAUGGACAGACAUAUCUCCAUUUGUGUUCUGCAGAAGAAAGUCAUAAGGGUAAGUGAUGAGAGAAUGGUCAUUUUUGGGUGAAUUGUUCCUUUAAUGCUACUGCAUACAAUAAAAUUAGAGAAUGGGUUGCUUUCAACUUUGUGGCAACAAUUCUUUGUUCUUAGCCAGAUCGAAACAAUUGCAAAUUACUCCUGUAUAAAGGCUGUACAAAGAAAUAGCAUUACAUUCCUCAAGGAAUUUUAUACCAAUGUUUAAGCCUUCUGGGUUUUCAUAGUCUUAACUGUAAUAAACUUGACUACUAAAUUUAAGCAGACAAAAUUGCAUUUUGGGAACACAUUUUAAUCUCCAUGUGAUCAUACAGCUGUGCCUUUUUGUACACAAACUCAUGAGCAUCAAGUUAUCUUUUCUGAUAAACAAUUUACAACAUA